Molecule: messenger RNA, 1023 nt
Organism: Penicillium nucicola
Lineage: Eukaryota; Fungi; Ascomycota; Eurotiomycetes; Eurotiales; Aspergillaceae
Exons: 2
Coding region: 1-1023 (340 amino acids)
Source: RefSeq, a predicted model, not a curated record
AUGUCUUCAUUCACGGGUCGCGGUGACUCGCAUGCCGGCGUCCUUCAUGAAUAUGCUCCAAGAUUGGUGGCUUUCGAGUUCACCCCACCAUCAGAGGUCAGGAAGAUACACAGCCUGAUCUUCGUAGGAGGCCUGACAGAUGGAUUCAGCACAGUCCCUUAUGUCUCCAAGCUAGCCAAGGCAUUGGAAAACACCGAGUGGUCUGUCUUCUCUAUUCUGCUCUCUUCUUCCUACGGCGGAUGGGGAGUCGGAAGCCUCGAUCGCGAUGUAGAAGAACUCGGUCAAUGCGUCCGAUUCAUUCGCGAUCUUAAAGCCUCACGACAAGCCGGACCUACCGCGGGCUCUGCAAAGAUUGCAAUCAUGGGCCACUCUACGGGUAGCCAAGAUGUCCUUCACUACCUGUAUUCAGCCAACCCCACCUCAGUGGACCAUCUACGUCGCCCUGAGCUUGAUGGUGCCAUUUUGCAGGCUCCUGCGUCAGAUAGAGAGGGUUUACAGGCAAUCAUCGCCAACUCUCCAAACCCUGAUGAGCUCAAGAAAGUGUACAACGACCUUGUGGAAUUUUCUAAGCAGAACGUAUCCACAGAGAAAACUGAUAAUAUUCUCCCGAUGCAUCUCACUUCAAAGCUUUCAUAUCCUGCCGACACACCGCUAAGUGCUCGUCGAUUUUUGAGCUUGGUUAGUCCUGAAAGUCCCGAGCAUCCAUCUGAGGAUGAUCUUUUCAGCUCCGACUUGAGCGAUGAGCGCUUGCAGAAGACGUUUGGAAAGAUCGGCACUCAAGGGACCAUCCAGUCCAAGCUGUUGUUCUUGUAUUCGGGCAAUGACGAAUACUGUCCCCACUGGGUAGACAAAGAGAAACUGUUGCAGAGGUGGCAGCAAGCUACUGAAGCGGGAGGCGGCGCAUGGGAUGCGGAAAACAGCGGCGUGGUCGUCGGAGCCAGCCACAAUGUCAAGGACGAAGGUCAACAAGAUCUUAUUGGUCGAGUUCUACGAUACCUGCACGGCAUCAGCCGCGAGAAAUAG